Messenger RNA from Rattus norvegicus (Norway rat), 3330 nucleotides. The record is from RefSeq and is a predicted model, not a curated record. Lineage: Eukaryota; Metazoa; Chordata; Mammalia; Rodentia; Muridae.
CCGGCAGAGGCGGCUCCGGAGGGGCGGGGCGGCUCCUCCCUCGGGUCCGCUGCGAGCCCGCGCCUCCCAAUUCCCGGAGCUGAGAAGGGCUCGCGGCGGCCGCUCCGCUGGGCUCCAGGUUGGGCUGCCGGGCGCUGGGCCAGGGCGGGCGGGAGAGCGACGGGGGCUUGCGCGGAGGGCGGCGGCCUGGGCUCGCCGAGCCAUGGCGGCCCCGGAGCCGGCGCCGAGGAGAGGCCGGGAACGCGAGCGGGAGGACGAGAGCGAGGACGAGAGCGACAUCCUGGAGGAGAGCCCGUGUGGCCGCUGGCAGAAGCGGCGGGAGCAGGUGAACCAAGGGAACAUGCCCGGGAUUCAGAGCACCUUUCUGGCCAUGGACACGGAAGAGGGGGUAGAAGUGGUGUGGAACGAACUCCACUUCGGGGAUAGGAAGGCCUUUGCGGCCCAUGAGGAGAAGAUCCAGACCAUGUUUGAGCAGCUGGCGCUGGUGGACCACCCCAACAUCGUCAAGCUGCACAAGUAUUGGCUGGAUGCCUCUGAGGCCCGCGCGAGGGUCAUCUUCAUCACAGAAUACGUGUCGUCUGGCAGCCUCAAGCAGUUCCUCAAAAAGACCAAGAAGAACCACAAGGCCAUGAACGCCCGGGCCUGGAAGCGCUGGUGUACGCAGAUCCUGUCUGCACUCAGUUUUUUGCACGCCUGCAGUCCCCCCAUCAUCCACGGAAACCUGACCAGCGACACGAUCUUCAUUCAGCACAAUGGCCUCAUCAAGAUCGGCUCUGUGUGGUACCGCAUCUUCUCCAAUGCACUUCCUGACGAUCUCCGGAGCCCUAUAAGAACUGAACGGGAGGAGCUCCGAAACCUGCACUUUUUCCCACCAGAGUAUGGCGAGGUCAACGAUGGGACUGCUGUGGACAUCUUCUCCUUUGGGAUGUGUGCACUGGAGAUGGCGGUCUUGGAGAUCCAAGCCAACGGGGAUACCCGAGUCACAGAAGAAGCUAUUGCUCGGGCCAGGCACUCGCUGAGUGACCCCAACAUGCGGGAAUUCAUCCUCUCCUGCCUGGCCCGGGACCCUGCCCGCCGACCCUCAGCCCACAACCUCCUCUUCCACCGAGUGCUCUUUGAGGUGCACUCGCUGAAGCUGCUGGCAGCCCACUGUUUCAUCCAGCACCAGUACCUCAUGCCUGAGAAUGUGGUAGAGGAAAAGACCAAGGCCAUGGACCUCCAUGCAGUGUUGGCUGAGAUGCCCCAGCCCCAUGGACCCCCAAUGCAGUGGCGGUACUCAGAGGUUUCCUUCUUGGAGCUGGACAAAUUCCUAGAGGAUGUCAGGAAUGGCAUCUAUCCACUCAUGAAUUUCGCUGCUGCUCGGCCCUUGGGACUUCCUCGUGUGUUGGCCCCACCCCCAGAGGAGGCCCAAAAGGCCAAAACUCCAACCCCAGAACCCUUUGACUCGGAGACCAGGAAGGUGGUCCAGAUGCAGUGCAACCUGGAAAGAAGCGAGGACAAGGCUCGGUGGCACCUUACUCUGCUUUUGGUGCUUGAGGACCGGUUACAUCGGCAGCUGACCUAUGAUCUGCUCCCAACCGACAGUGCCCAGGACCUCGCCGCCGAACUAGUGCACUAUGGCUUCCUGCACGAGGUGGGCGGGUGCGCCUCGGGUUUGGAAAGGUGCAGUCUGCCGAGCUGCCCAGUACUACCGUGCUUCCCCACCCCCUCCACUGCAGGAUGACCGGACAAAGCUAGCAGCCUUUCUGGAGACCACUUUUCUCAAGUACCGUGGGACACAAGCGUGACCUUUCCAGUCCUGACAGCCCAGCAGAGAUACCAGGACUCAGGGUUGUCCACUUGUCAAAGAGCCCCACACUGCUCAAAGCUGCCUUCUGCCUGUGUUCCCUGGAACUGAAUACAGGUCUUGCUAGUGAAGACCCCUCCCCCACAGCUUUCUGCAGCAGUGUGGGACCCUGGGGUGGUGAUGGAGCCCUGAGCCUGGAUGGGAGUGGAUACAGGUCAGUUAGGGGACCCACACUCUAUCUGGUACUGGACAACAGCCAUGCCUUCAGGUGGCAGAAACCUAGGAAGGAGCCUGGUCUCAAAAGUAAUAGGGCCCUUCAGGUGUCAGACACAGUGCUGGGCAUCAGGCAGACCAAACCUGACCUGAUUGGAGACUCAUAGAUUAGAGAGCUUGGAUUAGACCUGUGGCCAGGAAAUUCCAUGGUCACCGCUCAGACCAGUCCCGAUUGCCUUGCAGACCUGCCUUGAGCCGUCUCUCUGAUCUUUCACACAUUUGAGACCAGGACCUGUGUCCUCCACAAAGCCCUUGGGUAGGAUCUUUCUGUUCAUCAACCCUCUGGCCUAAGGGCUCAGAGGUCAGGCGUCCACUGCAUCCCCUCCCCGGGGAAGUCAAUGUGUUUGAGUCUGAGGAUGUGGGUUCCUCUUUCUCCUUAACCCAACUUGUCUCUCAUUCUUGCUGAUUUCAGAGUCCUGGUAAAUUCUUCCCCUCAGAACCACCCUGAUUUCUUGGUUCUUGAACCGCCUCCUCUCUUCCAACUUCAAAUUUAAGGUCUUAAACGUUUUUAAAUGUGUAUAUAAAUGUAAUGCCUCCACGUUCCUUUUGAAACCUUCACGUGUGAAACCAGGAAGGCUCACUACUGUACUAUUAAUAGUUCCACAUUGCUGCUGUUAACACAUAUCAUAGACCCAGUGGUUUGAGACAACACACAUACAGUUCUGUACAUCAAAAGUUUAAUACUAGAUUAAGACCCAGGCUAAGUUCCUUUCUGGAAGUUGGGGCUCACCUCCUGCUCCUUCAAGCUAUUGGCAGAAUUCACUUCCCUACGAUGGUAAGGUAGAAAUUCCUGUUUUCUUACAGCUGCCAACUAAGAGCCCUUCUCAGCUUCUAGAGGCCACCAAUUUUUCUUAGCUCUUCUUCUAUCCCCUUCAAGACCAGCAGCAUCAAGUUGAAUCUUGUCAUGGACUAACUGUCUGGUUCUCCACUGCUGGGGAGUUUCGGGGCCUUUUGUGAGUUGGUUGGACCCACCUGGGUAACCUGGGAUGAUAUCCUUCUCAGGGUCUGUAGAUUAACCACAUCUGCACAGUACCUUUUGCUCUGGAGACUAAUCAUCCUGGGUCUUGGUGCUUAGAGAGUAGACGUGGAUGGUGGAUGUCGUUACUAUGUUGCCUUCCAUGCCACCUUAGCCCAAACCAAAACCUAUAUUAAGCAAAGUUGUCAUGGGACAUUUAAUAAAUUAAAUGAACUCUCAUUGUGCAUGGUCUGACAUAGUCUAUUUUUAAAAUCCACAACAGAUUGUACAGAUAAUUAAACUGAACUUGUAAGCA